GACACUCGUAGACACUCAAACGCAGAGACGGAGAUAGAGAGAGAUAAAAUAAGGAAAAAAAAAAAACUGAGAGCGCUCGGAGGCUUAUUUGGCGCGAAGAGAGUGGCGGAAGAGGAAAACAGACGCCGUGAGUAACAUAGGGAGGCGGAGGAGACAGCGAGGCGGACAUUGAUAGUCGAAUCGUGUGGAUUGGUCCAGAUUUGAGCGAGGUUUGGGUUUGGAUUCUGGAAUUUGGGGUGAUUGUGAAGCUAGGAGGAGAGAUAGGUCAGAAUUGUAGUUGAGUGACAGAGCCGGCGAGCUUUGAGCGAUUGAGAGAGAUAGAAGCCACCGCGUUAUUACAGCGAUUGAAAAUAGAUCUCACGGUGUGUGUGUGAGUUCAGAAAUUGCAGAGCGUAGAUUCGCAGAUGAGAGAUCUGUGCUGAGCCGAGGGUAAAAGGUCUCAAGAAGAAGAAAGAAGAAAGAUGACGUCAUCGGAGGUUUCGAUGAAAGACAACGGCGGGAGGAACCUGAGAGGUGGAGGAGGAGGAGAGAGCUUCUCUUCCGGUUUCAGCGACAACAAUGAAGGGAGGAAUAUGGCGGAGGGGCAGAAAAGUCAUUCGACUGUGCCGGCGGCUGGCAGAGAUGCCGAAACCGCACUCUACACGGAGCUAUGGCACGCCUGCGCCGGGCCGCUUGUGACUGUGCCGCGUGAAGGGGAGCGUGUCUUUUAUUUCCCGCAGGGACACAUCGAGCAGGUGGAGGCGUCGACUAAUCAGAGGGCUGAGCAGCAGAUGCCAGUGUAUAAUCUUCCACCAAAGAUACUUUGCCGGGUGAUCAAUGUUCACUUGAAGGCUGAACCAGACUCGGAUGAGGUGUUUGCGCAAGUGACUUUACUUCCGGAGCCAAAUCAAGAUGAGAAUGCAGUGGAGAAAGAGCCUCCCCCGCCUCCGCCACCGAGAUUUCAAGUACAUUCAUUCUGUAAAACCUUGACAGCCUCGGACACAAGCACUCAUGGAGGGUUUUCUGUUCUAAGGCGGCAUGCCGAUGAAUGCCUUCCACAACUGGAUAUGUCUCGUCAGCCUCCAACCCAGGAAUUGGUUGCCAAAGAUUUACAUGGAAAUGAGUGGCGCUUCCGCCAUAUCUUCCGAGGUCAACCAAGGAGGCAUCUACUUCAAAGUGGUUGGAGUGUUUUUGUUAGCUCCAAGAGGCUUGUUGCAGGCGAUGCAUUUAUAUUUCUAAGGGGUGAAAAUGGGGAGCUACGUGUCGGUGUUAGACGUGCAAUGCGACAGCAGGGCAAUGCACCAUCUUCGGUAAUAUCUAGUCACAGUAUGCACCUUGGUGUACUUGCAACUGCAUGGCAUGCCAUCAUGACAGGAACUAUGUUCACUGUCUACUACAAGCCAAGGACAAGCCCUGCUGAGUUCAUUGUACCAUUUGAUCAGUACAUGGAGUCUAUCAAGAACAACUAUUCUAUAGGGAUGAGGUUUAAGAUGAGAUUUGAAGGUGAAGAAGCUCCAGAACAGAGGUUUACUGGCACCAUAAUUGGAAUUGAAGACGCUGAUCCGCAAAGGUGGCGAGAGUCUAAGUGGAGGUCUCUCAAGGUGAGAUGGGAUGAAAAUUCAACCAUACCCCGUCCGGAGAGAGUUUCAUCUUGGAAAAUAGAGCCUGCUCUAGCUCCUCCUGCACUCAAUCCUCUUCCCAUGCCACGGCCGAAGAGGCCGCGUUCAAACAUGGUUCCCUCUUCUCCAGACUCUUCUGUCCUCACUAGGGAAGUAGGAUCUAAAGUAAUGGCAGACCCUGUACUACAAGGUGGGUAUUCAAUGGUCUUGCAAGGUCAAGAAUUCUCGACCUUGCGAGGCAAUUUUGUGGAGAGCGAGUCUGAUACAGCUGAAAAGUCUACUGCAUGGCCAGCUUCAGUAGAUGAUGAGAGGAUUGAUGUAGUUUCUGGUUCAAGAAGAUAUGGUCUCGGUGCAGAUAACUGGGUGCCCUCGGGGAGGCAUGAACCAACCUACACAGAUUUGCUAUCAGGCUUUGGAACUAAUGUUGACUCCUCACAUGGUAUCCGUCAACCCUUUGUUGAUCAAGCAUCUGCCAACUCAAUGAGAAAGCAUUCACUGGUUCAGGAAGGCAAGUUUAACUUGAGCUCCUGGUCAAUGUUGCCCUCAUCGCUGUCACUUAGCUUGGACUCUAAUCAGAAGGGUCCUAUUGGCAAUGCAUCUUACCAAGCACAACAGAAUGUUAAAUAUGGUGGAUUGAAUGAUUAUUCUGUUCACCAUGGUCAUAGAAUCGAGCAACCACAAGGAAAGUGGUUGAUGCCUCCACCACCCACAUCUCAUUUUGAUCAAGCGAAUGCACGGGAGGUCAUGCCAAAGCAUAUCUCACUACUGAAACAUGAGACUGUUAAACCUAAAGAUGGAAGAUGCAAGCUCUUUGGCAUUCCCCUCAUAACACCGGAACCUUCAUCAUAUACAACUGCAUUGAAUGAGUCAGCUCGUCAUAACCAAGCACUUAUCUUGGAUUCUGACCAGAAGUUGGAAGUGUCGAGGGGAUUGAAGUCGGUGGAUAAUGUACUAGCUGUCAGUGAGUUGGAUAAACAAAUUUCUCAGCAUCUUACCAAAGAUGGUCAGGGUAAAGCACAAGGCUCUUCGACUAGGAGUUGCACCAAGGUUCACAAGCAGGGUAUUGCACUUGGUAGGUCUGUUGAUCUUACGAAGUUCAACAACUACGAUGAACUGAUUGCUGAAUUGGACCAAUUGUUUGAAUUUGAUGGUGAACUAAUGGCCCCGAAAAAGAAUUGGCUGAUUGUCUAUACUGAUGAUGAGGGUGAUAUGAUGCUUGUUGGAGAUGAUCCGUGGCAGGAAUUUUGUGGCAUAGUUCGGAAGAUUUUCAUCUACACGAGAGAGGAGGUUCAAAGAAUGAACCCUGGGACCUUAAAUUCACUUGGGGAGGAGAAUCCAGCAUUGCCUGCUGAGGGUGUGGAUGCAAGAGGGGGGAAGUCUCAGUGACCUUGCUUGAGCAUUAAUUUCUGAUUAGUGUUAGGACUGGUUUUAGGUAUGACUAGGUAUAUUAUCAAUUAUCGACUAGAGAUGCUUAAGGUAUCAUGGUUUCUUACUGGUGUUCUGUACAUUUUGUUUGGGGGGGGGGGGGAUCCUAUUCACAGUUCUUUUGGUCAGAGUGCUAUUAAACAGUUCGGAUAUAUGAACUAAUUGAGAUCGAUGUCAGCUCGUUUCUCGAUUGGACUUAAAAGCUCACCCGAUACGUCCUGGGUAGAUGGCAGGCGAUUAUCCAGUUUUGGGCAUGUUUCUGGGAAUUUAGUCAUUGAAGUGUCUGGUUAUAUAGGUAUAGAUAAAUAUUAGUUAUACCCUAGUUUCAAGUAAGGUAAUGUGUGCCUUGCUUUUCACAAACAAUUCCCCACCUUGUACAGCAGUUUCCGUCUAUAUUUUGCUGUCUUGUAAUGUAAGUACGCGCACAGAUUGUCUAAUGUUAUAUUUUUCUGGUUAAUGAACCAUUGUCUCAAGCUUUCAGUA
Argentina anserina (silverweed cinquefoil) is the source of this 3506-nucleotide messenger RNA. Its product is annotated as auxin response factor 2. NCBI's taxonomy places the organism in Eukaryota, Viridiplantae, Streptophyta, Magnoliopsida, Rosales, Rosaceae. Gene Ontology annotation, molecular function: DNA binding; protein binding. Gene Ontology annotation, biological process: regulation of DNA-templated transcription; response to hormone. Gene Ontology annotation, cellular component: nucleus. The transcript has 14 exons. The record is from RefSeq and is a predicted model, not a curated record. The coding region runs from base 462 to 2984 and encodes 840 amino acids.